AUGCUUUUCAGAUUCCUGAACAAAGCGGAAAAGAUUGCUCAAUUCAAUAUCUUUGUUGCUUUCUCCUCCAUUGCUCAGCAAAACCAGGUUUCAAGGUCCAAACUUUCUACUGUAUACAGUACACUGAGAUGUUUUCAGAGUAGUAGAUUCGUCUGUGGGGAUAAAUCUUCUUCGAGAGAACAUUGGUCUCAAUCACCCACACGGGUUUUCGGGAACCGGGUCUCGAGAGCUAUGAAGAACGAAGCUCAAAAGGCUCUCUUUGAUUACCUGCAUAAUACAAGAACGCUUAGCUUUGGUGACGCAGAGCAUAUAAGUAAGAAUUCCCCACGUUUUAUCAUCUCUUUGUUGUCCAAGAUUGAUACUUGGAAUCGGAAGGAGGAGAUAUCUCACUCGUUGACUAAGUUUCUAAGGUACAAUCCCAUCAACGAGUUCGAACCAUUUUACGAGAGUUUGGGUUUGUGUCCACCUGAGAUCUCUAGCUUUCUUCAACGGGACAAGGUGCUUUUGAGUGAUGACAGUCUCAUGUUUGAGAAUUUCCAUGUUCUUUGCUAUUAUGGGAUCCCUCGUAGCAAGAUUGGCCGUGUGUAUAAAGAAGCAAGAGAGGUUUUCGGAUACGAGAAUGGGGUUAUGGCAUCGAAACUUGAAGCUUAUGAGAGUUUAGGUGUUACAAAGCCUGUGGUCAUUAAGCUUGUAACUUGUUGCCCGUCGCUUCUUGUUGGUGGUAUUGAUAGUGAGUUUGUUGCUGUGGUUGAUAAGUUGAAGGAUUUGAACUUAGGAUGUGAUUGGCUUGGGAGGAAUUUGUCAGAUAGAAAAACAUAUAACUGGGGACGGAUUCUUGAGACGAUGGAGCUUCUUGAAGAGGUGGGAUGUAAAGAGGAGAAGUUAUGUAGUGUUUUGAGAACAUAUCCAGAUUUGGUGGGUGAAACUUCUGGGAAUGAAGCUUGUGUUAUGUUUGAUAAGCUGCGUAAAGUGGGAUUUGAGAUGAAUGAGAUCGACAGAUUAGUGGUAGACCAUCCGGAGAUGUUAUUAGAAAAAUCUUUACAAAGAGUCUUGGAGGUUUUGAAGUUCUUUAUACGUAUCAGAAUGGAUAAGCAGUUUAUCGUUGGGUUUGUAAAGGGUUACAUGAAGCUGAUCUGUUCAUCAUCCCCUCUGCUAGGAUCUAAAGCUGUUUUGAAUAGAUUGAAAAUCGGAAGAGAAGAGUUGUGUAGGAUCAUAAAAGAAGAGCCUUUGAGAUUGUUCAGUUUAGCUUCUAAAAGAAAAGCUAGAGGUGUUAAGCUUGACUCAUUGGAUUUGAGGAACGCAGAGAAGACGGCGUUCUUGUUGAGGCUAGGGUAUGUAGAGAACUCCGAUGAGAUGGUGAUUGCUCAGAAGAAGUUCCAAGGGAGAGGAGAUGAGCUACAAGAGAGAUUUGAUUGCCUUGUGAAAGCUGGUUUGGACUAUAAUGUGGUUACCAAGGUUGUUAAGCGAGCUCCUCAUAUACUCAGCCGUCCUAAAGAUGUCAUAGAGAAGAAGAUCAGUCUACUAACAGAUUAUUUGGGUUACCCAAUUGAAUCUCUUGUUGAGUCCCCAACAUAUUUGUGUUAUAGUGUGGAGAGAAUACAUAAGAGGUUCUCAAUGUAUAUUUGGUUGAGGGAAAGAAGUGAGGCAGUGACGCUGAGGCUGACACUAGGCACUAUUGUGGGUGUUUCUAAUCCCCGGUUUGUGGCAUACUUUGUCAUUACCCACCCUGAAGGUCCAGCUACUUGGGAAAGGAUAAAGAAUGCAUCUACCUGA
This is a messenger RNA of Microthlaspi erraticum, 1773 nucleotides long. NCBI's taxonomy places the organism in Eukaryota, Viridiplantae, Streptophyta, Magnoliopsida, Brassicales, Brassicaceae. The record is from the annotation of a GenBank genome assembly.